Messenger RNA from Paraglomus brasilianum, 1059 nucleotides. The record is from the annotation of a GenBank genome assembly. Lineage: Eukaryota; Fungi; Glomeromycota; Glomeromycetes; Paraglomerales; Paraglomeraceae.
AUGGAGUUUGUUGCAUUAUCUGAAAAAGAGAUGAACGUCGUUGAACAUUUCAGAGAACUUCUCACCAAUAAGGCGGCGGAUUCUGUUGAGGAGGAAUUACGGCCAACAGUAAUCAAUGAAAUCAUGACACACGUAAGAAAGUUGAAAGACGGCGUUGAUGAAGUCAUAACCAGAGUUGAAUCAAGUGAAACAGAAGUUGAGACUUCAUCUGGAAUAACGUACGCAAACAUUCACGCCUGGAGUGUGAAUCCUCCCAUAGAAGAAGACCCUGAAACUUUUCAGGAAUCGGCGAAAUUUCAGACGGAAGCCGAUGUAAUUAUAGAAUAUGACGGAACAGCUCCGGAAGAAAUUUCUGCGGUAUCACUAACAAGUGAAAAUGUUCAACAAGUGCAAACAGUAGAGAUAAUGGAAACCGCAAUGACUAAUGCCAUUAUUCACGAACCGACUGACAACAGUCACGAAGCCUCAGUUCCAAUAGACACUGUAGUUUUAACAGAUCGUUACACAGUCAACUUUUCGACAGUGGUUCAACCUCUCAACGAACACAAUUUAUUCGCAAGUCGGCCUGAGGAACCUCAGACCACAACCGCUCCAGCAUCGACUGUCGAAGAACCGAUUAGGGCGCCUAUCAACGGUAAUGAACAAGAGGAUGCAUCUCAUGAUGCACAAAGUCAAACUCAACCCAAUGCUUUACCGCAACAACCUGUAGAUGGACGCCCAGGAGACCAAGGUCGUCGACACUCUCAUCACCAACGUAAACGACCAUCAAGAUUACAAUCUCAGCGUGGAGAUAGACAUUAUAAUACCCAACCUUUAUCGCCUAGUAGUCAUUCAAACUCUAAUCAGCUACAAGGGCAAGGCAACUUUUCCCAACAAGUUGUUUACCCAGGGGUGAAUAGAAAUUCCAAGAUGGACAGGGUUCACGCAAAGAUGGUGGAUAUCGAGAUGGUGGAUAUCGAGAAGGUGGAUAUCGUGGCUCGGGACGCGGAAAUCCAGCACGAAGUCGAGAUAACAAUGAAACCCGCGCAAAUGUUAGAAAUCGGAGUGGUCAAUAAAUAG